AUGAAGAGAACCACUCUGUUAACCUUUUCUGCAGCUAUCUUUGUGCUGAUGACGUCAUCAACUGCAAGUCCUGUGGGAGUAAGAUCAAAUCUUCAAAACUUUGCUCGGAUGAUCAUGCCUUACCUGAAAAACCACGUUGGAGGACAUGGAAAGCAUAAUUGGCCUCUAGCAAACAAGAAUUUGUUUUCAGAAAAGCCACAAAUGGAGAUAGAAACCGAUGGGAUCGAGACUAUGCCAGAUGUAGGGUUCACCGACUUUGAAGAUAAUGAGCUGAACGACAUGCGCGCCAUCAAGCGGCAGUUUGAUGAUUAUGGACACAUGAGGUUCGGUAGAAGUAACAGUAUGAAGAAGUAUGACGAUUAUGGGCAUAUGCGCUUUGGAAAAUGA
Limulus polyphemus (Atlantic horseshoe crab) is the source of this 387-nucleotide messenger RNA. RefSeq names its product drosulfakinins-like. The transcript has a single exon. Bases 1 to 387 code for a protein of 128 amino acids. The record is from RefSeq and is a predicted model, not a curated record. NCBI's taxonomy places the organism in Eukaryota, Metazoa, Arthropoda, Merostomata, Xiphosura, Limulidae.